AUGUCCAAGGCGUUCCUGCAAAGCCGACCCUGGCAUCAUGUGAACAUCCUUUUGGUGUGGAAAGUCGUUAUACUAAUAGUGAUAUGUGACCACGGAGACUAUCGCCAGGGUGAUGGACGCUGUGCCUCAAAUCUCUACGCUCAUGCCUUGUUGUCAGUACCAUCAUCUUCUAGAGUAUCCACAGCUGCUCGCGCUUCAUCGGAUAAUGGUGGCGCCUCUACUCCCAUCUUAUAUCGCAAUGGAAGAGCAGGAGAUGAACUCUUUAUUGCGCCAGUCAUGGCCAAGGAACUGAUGAAUCCAUUUGGGAUUUCACACAAGAACAAUCUUAUUGUGGCAGAAGACAAGGCCACUGGAAAAAGAGUUGGAUGGGCGCAAAUACGGUCCAUGGGAUACGCUGGAAUUGAAACAUCGUCUAAAUUCGUAGAUGAUGAGGAUUCUUCAUCAAACUUUAGACGAAAGGUGCAAUCUUUGGACAACAUUGGCCAAGAACUGGAUGAUGAAAUAUUGGACGACUUUGAACGAGAUCCUGUCGAAUUUCCCAAUGGCCUGGCCUCUUUGCCUUGGACCAAAGAAUAUCGAGAGGCUUCCCAAGCGGCCAGUGAUAGACAAAAGCGACGCGAAGAACGAAGACAAGCCGAAUUGAAAAGGAGGCCCCAAUUGUGGGAGCUCUCUUCUGUCUAUGUCAUUCCAGAAUACCGCAAGCGUGGAAUAGGGAGUGAAUUGGUUCAGGGAGUCUUGCAGCGGAACAAGUAUAGCCUCAGACCAGGCAAGGAAGUAUAUGCAUUGACCUUGGCAAAGACUGUGCUAUGGUAUCAGCGGUUGGGCUUUGACAUUGAACCCGUUCCACCCAGUUCCAUGGCGCUCGAGAUUGCCGCUGGAUCUGUUAUUACCGGACUGAUCGGAGAAGAGCUCGUUUGUAUAAAAGCUACAUUAGCAGAUUAA
Molecule: messenger RNA, 942 nt
Organism: Cylindrotheca closterium
Lineage: Eukaryota; Bacillariophyta; Bacillariophyceae; Bacillariales; Bacillariaceae
Source: the annotation of a GenBank genome assembly